AUGGAUAAAUUUGAGAAGCGCCUAAACCAAGUAAGUAUGGGAACACCCAAAAAUCCGGUUAUUCAAUAAUCCACUCUUAAAUAAACUGAUGCAGCAAAGAGCUACGCUUCUUUUAAUGAUUUUAAUAAAAUAGGAGAUUAAUAUGAUAAUGAAGCUGUUAAUUUGAGAUCGCAAGUAUAAAUAUUAGAGGGGAAGCUAUAAUUUUACGAACGAGAAUUUUAAAUCAAAUAAGCAUCUCUUGAGAAGCGAAUACAAUAAUUGAUAUCCACUUCAUCAUAGUUAACUCAAUAGAAUACGCAAUUAAAGUUGCAAUACUCAGCCUUAUUGAAUGAGUAUCAGCUUCUUUAAGAGAAAUUGGUAUAAUAGGAGAAAGGGCAGAAGGAAUACGAAGAGAAAGUGAGAUCAUAACUUGACGGUUUGAAUAAAUUCUAAAUGGAAAAAGAACAAUUAAUAUAGUAUGCAAAUAAAUGUCGAGAAAGAUCAAAAUAAAGGAAAAUCAAAGUCAAAGACUUGACAGCUAAAGUAUAAGAUCUACAAGAAUAAGCCAAAUAAUAUGAAUUAUAAUUUGAAUAAGCCAACAUUGAAAAACAAUAGAUUUACGAUUAAUUGCAACAACAAAUCUUAUUGCUUUCAGAAUAGAAUGAAGAUUGGCAACUAAAAUAUGAAGCAAUUGUUGAAAAUUUCAAGCAUCAUCUGGCAGAUUAAAAUGAUAGCCAAUAAGAAGAACAAUUAUUAGCUACUCAUACCAUAUUGGAUCAGCAUGAAGCCUAGACAGUUUAGCAACAAUUGGAGAAUCUGAGUUUAAUAAAUAAGGAACUAAACCAAUUAUUGAGUCAAUUGAAAAAUGCCAAUUAAAUCAACUCUUCAGCAUUUGAAAUGCCUCAAAUAAAAGAAUUAGCAGAGAUGUUUAAUAGAAUGAUAGAUAAAUUAAUGGAAUUAUAAUAGAAAAAGACUUAGCUUAAGGAAUAACUUAAAUAAAAUUAAUUCCAUUUAUAGCAGUAGGUUUCAAUAAAAUCUAGUUCUGGGAAUUAGAGUCCGAACAUGCAUGAUGAGAGAACUAAAAUGCUCUUCGAAUAAAGAAUCCUUGAAUUAGAGCAAUUCUAUUAGAGAGACAAGAAGCAAGAAAAGGUUCGAUCCAUUACUCAACCAAAAUAUAAUGAUCAAAAACUAAAAUAAGUUAUUUCAGUUAUCUCCUAAAUGCUGGAAGAAUUUCUAAUUUAACAAAGAACCCUAUCUCUUUUAAAUCUUUAAUUGAAUGAUAUGCAAUAAGAUCUCAGAAUCCAGCCAAACAGAAAAUUGUUCAAAGUUGUGACUUGGGUCAUUAUUACAAUAACUCGUAUUAAGAAAAUCAAGAAUUCUUCAUAUUAUCAAUAGUUUGUCUAAUACAACAAAUUAAGAAUUGAAAUGCCUAUUUUUGAUUCAUUUAAUCAAAUCCUGGAACUUGUUACAAGUCAACAAUCUUUAAUUGACACAUUGUAAAGAGCUGUUGAUCAAAAAGGAUCUGACGGGGCACUAUAAGAAUAAGAAAUAUAGUAGAUGGUUGAUUAAGAAUUGAGAGAAUAACUAAUGGCUUUGUAGAUUGAACUUGACAAUAAUAAUAAGAAGAUGAUUGAAUAUAAAUUGAAAUCAGAAUAAGAUAUUGAAGAAAGAGAUUAGCAUAUUCUUGAGUUGCAGGAAUAGCUUUAAGAACUCCCUAACGAUUACAAUUAAGAAUUGCUGGAACAAUUGGAGGAUCAAAAUAAUAGAGUUAAGAAUAUUGAAAAUGAAUUUAAUGUUUUGCAGGAUUUGAUCAAUUCGUUAAUGUGA
Paramecium tetraurelia is the source of this 1806-nucleotide messenger RNA. RefSeq lists its product as uncharacterized. The record is from RefSeq and is a predicted model, not a curated record. The transcript is spliced from 4 exons. NCBI's taxonomy places the organism in Eukaryota, Ciliophora, Oligohymenophorea, Peniculida, Parameciidae.